AUGGCUGACUUUGAAAACGACAACGGCCGUUACGCCGACGAGCCCCGGGAUGAGCCGCGCUACCGCAGCGCCUCUCCUCGCGAUGAGCCCCGACCCGACCGCGAGCGCGCUCGCACCCGUAGCCGCUCCCCAGCACGCCCCGACGAGCGUGACCGUGAACGCGAGCGUGAGCGUGACCGCCCCAUGCGCCACAAGCCUGCUCACCUCGUCGAGGAAGCCGAGGAGGAGGAGGGUGCCCUGAACUCCGGUUCCAACCUCUUUGUCACUGGCAUCCACCCCCGUCUCACCGAGUCCGAUAUCUCGCGUCUCUUUGAGAAGUACGGUGAUGUCGAUAACUGCUCCAUUAUGCUUGACCCUCACACCAAGGAGUCCCGUGGCUUCGGUUUCGUCAACAUGACUACUGGCGAGCAAGCCGAUGCCGCCAAGGAGGGUCUUCAGGGUGAAGUCAUCGAAGGUCGCACCCUGAGCAUCGAGAAGGCUCGCCGUAGCCGCCCUCGUACUCCCACCCCGGCAAAGGAUGGUCGUGGUCCCCCUCGCCGUGGUGGUGACCGCUAUGAUGACCGCCGCGCUCCUGGCGGAGGUGGUGGCAACUGGCGCCGCCGUGGUGACGACGACUACUAUCGCCAUGGUCGCUAUGACUCUUACAACGACCGUCGCGACUACGGCCGCGACUACCGCGGAGGAGGCGGUGGUGGUGGUGACUACCGUGGAGGAGGUGGUGGUGGUGGUCGUGACUAUGGUGACCGUGAUUACCGCCGUGGCUCUCGCGACGACUAUGCCUACCGUGGUGGCGGUGGCGGUGGUGGCCCUGACCGCUACGAUCGUUACAGCCGUGACGACCGCCGUGGAGGUGAUGAUCGCCGUGGAGGUGGUGGCGGCGGUGGUGGUGGUGCCCCUGCUGCUGCCGAAGGUGGCGAUGCUGGUGGCAGCCGUAGCUACUACGACCGUGACGCCAACCCUCCCUCCUACGACAAUGCUCCCCCUCGUGAGCCCCGCGGAAGCGGCGGCGGCGGCGGCAGCGGUGGUGGUGACACCUAUGCUGGCCGUUCCUACGAGGGCCGGGGUGAUGAGCGCUAUGGUAGCAGGUAA
Messenger RNA from Penicillium waksmanii, 1089 nucleotides. RefSeq lists its product as uncharacterized. Gene Ontology annotation, biological process: positive regulation of mRNA splicing, via spliceosome. NCBI's taxonomy places the organism in Eukaryota, Fungi, Ascomycota, Eurotiomycetes, Eurotiales, Aspergillaceae. The record is from RefSeq and is a predicted model, not a curated record. Gene Ontology annotation, cellular component: spliceosomal complex. The transcript is spliced from 4 exons. Bases 1 to 1089 code for a protein of 362 amino acids. Gene Ontology annotation, molecular function: RNA binding.